Lagopus muta (rock ptarmigan) is the source of this 6705-nucleotide messenger RNA. It is a transcript of the gene ZNF804A, whose product is annotated as zinc finger protein 804A. NCBI's taxonomy places the organism in Eukaryota, Metazoa, Chordata, Aves, Galliformes, Phasianidae. Bases 174 to 3905 code for a protein of 1243 amino acids. Gene Ontology annotation, cellular component: nucleus. The record is from RefSeq and is a predicted model, not a curated record. The transcript is spliced from 4 exons.
CCGGCACGGCCGCCCGCUAUAACAGCGCUAUGCCCGCCGCGGGCGGCGGCUCACACGGCGCCGGCGAAGCCUCGGCGAUGCCGCCGCUCCUCCUCCUCCUCGUUCUCCCCCGCCGCCGCCUCCUCCUCCCCCGCCAGCCGCCGCCGUGCCGGCUGUGAGCCGCGGGGCCGCGCAUGCCGCGGGGCUCCCGAGAGGGCCCCCAUCGCCCGGGGAGCCCCGGCCCCAUGGAGUGCUACUACAUCGUCAUCAGCUCGGCGCACCUCAGCAACGGCCACUUUCGCAACAUCAAGGGAGUUUUCCGAGGCCCCCUCAGCAAGAACGGGGACAAAACUCUGGAUUAUGCUGAAAAGAAAAACACGAUAGCAAAAGCCCUGGAAGAUCUGAAAGCCAACUUCUACUGUGCACUCUGUGACAAGCAGUACUAUAAACACCAGGAGUUUGACAAUCACAUCAACUCAUACGAUCACGCUCACAAGCAGAGACUCAAGGAAUUGAAGCAGAGGGAGUUUGCUCGAAAUGUAGCAUCAAAGUCGAGGAAGGAUGAAAGGAAACAGGAAAAGGCCCUUCAACGUUUGCACAAGUUAGCUGAGCUGAGGAAAGUGACAACGUGUGCUCCUGGAAGUGGACCUAUGUUCAAAUCCACAACAGUGACUGUGCGGGAUAAUUCCACUGAUAUCCCACAAAGCACUGCUAUAGAUUCUUCCAGCAAACAAGAUUUCAGCUGUACGCUGAUGCACAAUACGCAGAAUUGCAAAGAUGCUACUUCAGGUAUUUCUUCCACUCCUGAAAAUGCAUGCAGUAAUACAUCCAGAACUAACAAAUUUGGAGAUCAAGUUCAAGGAGCUCGAGGACAUAGAGUUGGGUUCUCCUUUGCUUUUCCUAAGAAAGCAGUAGUCAAACUGGAAUCUUCAGCUGCUGUUUUCUACGAAUAUAAUGACGAAACAUCUAUGGAGAAUGGACUUAGCAGAAGAAGCAGAUUUUUCCCAGGAGCUUGUAAUCUUCAGUCUCCGUCAGCAACUGAAAUAGUCCUGUGUCCCGAGGAGAAGCAAGACUGUUUGCACCCACUGGUGGAAAGAUGCACUGACACAGCAGAAGAUCCUGAAAAUCAGGAAUCAAAAGAGCUAGCCAGUGAAGAAAACAGAGAGCUAGAGAACCCCACAUUAAUUCCUGCUGUUUCUAAUUCAAAGCAGCUAGUGUCUUCUGACAUGGAGGACUGCAGUACUGAUGCCUGUGCUGUGGAUGUACCGGGUCAAACACUGUCUGUGGCUGUGGACAGUGCUCGAGUUCUGCCCCCAGACUGCAGCAGUUGUGAGCUGCUGGGAAACGGAGCUGUUGCUCAGGCUGCUGUGGAGGAUUGCUCAUCUCUGCAGGACACUGCUGAGGAAAAUGGUAAAGAUGGGAACAGUGACUUAGUUACAGCUGAAACUGAAAUAAAACUGGGGACAGAGACGUUAGUUCCAUCACAUUCUGAAGAUGGCUCGAGAGUCCCCCGGAGCAAACUGGACACACGCAAGAGAUCUUGUGAACCGUUCGUUCCUGUUCUUAGCAAGCACGGAUCAAACAUUCUUCAGUGGCCAUCAGAAAUGCUAACUUACACGAGUACAGACCCAUCCAUUUCUUACAGCUGCAACCCUUUGUAUUUUGAUUUCAGGUCAUCAAAAGCAAGUGAUAGUCAAGAAAAACCCAAGCAUCAGGCAAACGUACCUAAUUUGCACCACACAACUGAAUCCAACCAUAGCUUAGUCUCAGAUUUUACAAAUAAGCCUACUUCAGAAUGUGGUGAUCCUGAAGCAGAAAUAAAUAGAAGUGCAUCUGACUAUACAGUACCCCUUGUAAGUGACGUUUCCCUCAUCAGAAAUUCUGAUCUUGCAAAAAAUGAAAAUAAAGUGGCCUUGGGUGAGUCAUUCAGGAUUAAAAAGCUAGAAAAGUGUCACAUUUCAAAAAAUCACUUACGACAAAAUGCUGUGAUAGGUGAGAAAUAUAACAAAGUUUGGAUCAAAGAAAGUCACGAAAAAUGGCUUCACAAAAGUAGGAAACGGAAAAGGAGAAGAAAAUUGUGUCAUUGUCAUCACCAUCAUUAUCAUCCUUGUGGGGAAGCAACAAUUGCAGAAAUGGAAAUUUCCUCAGUUAUAGAAAAGCAAAUGAGUUACAGAGAUGAAAAUAAACAUCAGCACCUCCAAAACAACCCAGAGAAGUGUAGAUACGAUGCAGGGAAUAUCUGGAUAGCUUCGGAUGAGGUGCAGCAGUCUCAUCAAAAAGCUGAUUCUGAAAAUGGUCAUAAAAGAGUCCUGGCUACAUCAGAUCACCUCCAUGCGAGCAGAGGCAUAUGUGACAUCUGGCAUGCAAAAAGUAGGGACCAACGCAGUGCUUGUAAACCUCUGCAUAGAAAGAGAAAAGCAAGCUCUCGGAGACAGUUGAGGCAGCUGGCUCGAACUUGUAGGAGGCACAGCUGCCUGUGCUCCAAAACCUGUUGUAGCUGGAAAGUCAGGAGGUUGAGCUGCAGCCCAGAGCAUAAAUGUUUAGGGCGCUGCGGUGAAGAAAAGAGUCCAGGCCACCAUCAGUCCAUAAAGAGAGGUUACAGCUGCCUGAUGGAUGAACCGGAAAGCUCCCACAGGAAGCGGAGACAGCACACCUAUUCCUGUUCUUCAGAUGAAAGUUUGUACAGAGAGGCGUGCUUGGCAGAGGAGUAUUUCAGGCAAGUGAGCGUUGUAGGUAUGCAUCACAAGGCAAAAGGAAAACACAGGAGGAGGAAAACUAGAAUCAGUCACGUAUGCAUUGACAAGAAUGAGAGAAGUGAGGCCUCCAGGCCUUGUAAAGAAAACUCUGCAAGUUCCACAUUAGACGUUCUGGGAGAACUCUUGACUCAAGACGACACCGAGGAUACUAUCAUGAAUUCCAAAGCUGAUCUUGCAGAAGAUGCAGAUGAAGCCAUGCAGCUGGAGGAAAACAAGGCAUCUCUGCCAAUGGGUGGUGCACAUGUUCUGGAACAAGACAAGCCAACAGACUGUGCAGCACCAGAGAGCGUGCUGGGCGUGCUUUCGGACGUUGCCACACAUUGUACUGCUUCUGUUCCUGAGCAGGGUGCUCCUGCAGCUGCAAGCACACAAGAUGCUCUGAAGGACGAAAAGAAAAAUGAAAAUGCGAACAGCCAUGAAAGUCAAGCUCGUUAUAAAGCUCCACCGCCCACCAGACAUUUGGACCAGGCUCCCCCAAAGUCAGUCCUUUGCCAUUACGAGUUGGCUGAUUCUCUGCCACAUGAGAAGAUAAAUGAGGUGACCGGUGACUGGGUACAGUGCAACUCAGGCAUAUUUAACAGCCCACCACCCUUGCCAUUCAAAGAAGCACACCUCAACAGCCACACCUUCUUAGCUACGGAGCAGCUGAUAGCUCCCUUUACUCUUCCCGACCAGACGCUGAUAUUCCCUCCAGAUAACCACGAAAAAUUCAAAGACCUCCCAUCCGAGGCAUACCAGCAGCUCGUGCAACAGAACAUGCUGGCCAGCAAGGUGAAGUUUACCCUUCCUCCCCCGGCCAUGCAGCCCCCCAGCUCUCCGUUGCAGCCUCUGCCUUUGCAGCCACCGCUGUGCUCUACCUCGGUCACCACCAUCCACCACACCGUCCUGCAGCAGCACGCCGCCGCCAGCGCGCUCAAGGCCCUCCGGCCCCACCAGCACUUCCUCUCGCAGGUCCCGGCCCUUGCCAGAGCGCCUUUACCUCAUCUGCCCGUAGGGCCCAGGCUUUGCCCCGGGGGCCCCGCAGCCUUCGUGGCCCCGCCGCACCUGCCGCUGGUGCCGCCUUCGGUGCUGCAGCCGGCCCCGCUGGCCUUCUCGCCGCUGCCGCACGCCGUGUUCCCCUCCCUGCUGUCCCCGCACCCGGCCGUCCUGCCGCUGCAGCCCCUCUUCUAGGAUGGGUUCCUGGGGGGCAGGGAGCCUCCAGACAGAUGGACGUGGGGUUCCCAGCACCCGUCGGCUUCGCGAGCGGUCCUGUGAAACAAACUGGUUGAAAUUCCUCUUUCCUUGGGAAGUAUUUACUGUAAGUAUAGUGAUGCAAACAUCCAUGAAAAGCUCCUGUCCCGUGUAAAGACCUAUCCUAUAAGUAAAGCACUGAAUAGUCUGAUACCGAUAUGAACUAUAUAUAUCAGUGAAGCUCAUGUCUUAGAAUAUGUAUAAUGUAUAUAAAAUAUAUUUAUAGAUCUAUAACUUCUGUUGUAAAGUAUUCACUUUUUGUUUUUUUAUCCUUGUGUAUUUGCACCUAUUUAAUGUUUAGACAAAGCUGAUGCACUAUGUUUUGUACUAUGUUCUCUGAAACUGUAAAUCUAGUGACAAACUAUCUCUUGCAAUAAAUUUUUGUUAACUACUUAAGUAUAUAAAAAAUCUUUCAUUAUAAGCCUCACGGAUGUUGUCGCUCUAUGUUCUUCUGCAUCCUCUACCCCUGCUGUGCUGGGAUAAUCGGGUUUCCUAUCUUUCAGUGAUUUAUCACGGAUGCUCAGAGGCUAAUACCUUCAGGGCAGCUGUCUCACUGAGCAAGAGAGAAAGGGUAACAGAUCCGUUUGUGUUAGCAGUUUGAUGUCACUGUGACAAAUUUUGCCUUCUUGUCGUCUUCUUGCACAGACUGCUGACUGUUGGAGCUAAUCCCUUUUCUACUAAACCACAAAAAGGCCGCGUAACGAAAAUAACAUCAGUGGUAGAAGAAAAAAGAAUGGAUCAGCAGUGGUUUGACUUGCAAGGGAAUGUUUCUUAUGAUGAAAACAUGCAGCACAGAGAGCCUUAUUUCCAUCAAACCUUCAGCUGAUCUCCAUUUCUCAUGCCUACUUUUUGCACACGUGCAGGAAGGUCAGGAGAAACUUCUCACUGGGAAUUUUGAAUCUCACCAGGGGGAUGGUUCAGGUUCUUACCUCGUUUCACUCCAUUACCUUCAGCGUUGGGGUAUUAAAAAUAUAUGAGUGACAUAGAAUAGAAAUAAUGAUAACAUGUUGCCGUUAUUUCUGACUGUAUUUCAGAGAAUUCUCCCUACCUCUGAAGCCUUUUUAUUGUUGAUGAAACUCGACUUCAGCCAGAGAAAUCUUCUCAUUCGUGUUACUGUGAGAUAUUUCAGGCCCACACUUGUGAGCAAAAGUGAUUGCGGGGCAGAGCCAGCUCUGUGAGUUAAAAUGAAAUCUAGCCACGUGAGUGAAGCUUAGAAUUUGCAGCAUGACCUUUAGUGCUAGAAGUAGACCCUCCAAAGUAAAAGGUAGGGGCUAGCUCUCAAAUUAAUCACUUCUUUUCACCUUUUAUAUAUUAUAAUGGAAUUAUAUACAGUUGAAUUGAAAUAGUAGUUUUGGAAGAUUAUGAAUAUGCAUCACAUAUUAUCCAUUCAAAAAGUAAUAAUAUAGCCUAAAAGAUAUGUAUCUGGUUAUUAUUUUUUGCAUCUAUAGCAUUAGUACUUACCUAUAUCAAUAUUGAACGUUUUAGUCUAAUAAUGCAUUAAAACUAUAGAAAACAACAUCUUGUCAGCUCUGAUUACAGUGUGGGAUACUCAACUUUUCCUUGUCAUGCCAUUAGAAAGGGCUGAACUACAUGAAUAAACAAAAAGUUGACAAGAGCAGAUGAAUGGUCUGGUCACGGAUUGCUUCUCAUAAAUGCUGCCUGAUGCUGCCACAGAGCAGGAUCUUAGUGGGCAUCCGUGUAUAUAAUGCCAUUAAGAGGAUAAAAUUUCUCCAGCUUGUAAUUUCAAGUGAAUGCCCAUUUCUAGUUAUCUGGUACCUAGAAAUUACGUAAGUGACUUUAUCCUUCUGCUUUAUUUCAAGAGUAAACCUGCCCAAUCUGUAUGUCUCACUGCCUUCUGCAGCAAGCAGGCUGCAUGCAAGCCGCACUGCUCAAGCACCGAAACUUGUAUCUGACGCUUGAAGGUGCCUGCUUGCUGCUCAGGCCCCUGCCUUAUAGCUGACCCACACUGGCUUUUGUAUUCCUGCAUCUUCUGCAGGAGUCAGCAUGGGUAUUCCCCUGGAUCCUGAUGUCCUGUCAAAGACAACAGUCUGAUAACACCCACUGGAUAAAAAGAAACAAUGCAGGACGGUUGUGAUUAUACAUGAUCCCUAUCCCUACAUUUUUAUCUGGCAGAAGAUAAAAGAUAGCAAAUUUCAGAAUUUCAGUUCAUUGAAUAAGUCCCACCUACUAAUUUAGGAGUCAAUGAUUAAAAAAAGCAUUCAAACAGCUUUGUAUCUUACCUUUUCCCAGCAAUUUAAAUUAAAUUUAUUCUAUUUUAAGUUGUUAAAAAUCUUAUAACAUUGCACCAUUAUUUAUUUACUGUAGUUGCUUUCGGUAGUGUAUAAACUUAGAAUAAAAGACUAAUAACCAUCAGAUGCAAUCAUUUGCUAACAUGGUACUGCCUUCAAUUCUAGAGCUGUUAGUAUAGGUGACAUCGUGUGUAAGAGCUAAACCAAUAGAAAAAUAAUUCUCAAGUUAAGUUUAGAAUUGAACACAGUAAUUGAAAGCAAGUAAUAAAGUAUCAUUUUGAGUUGGAAUUGUUAUUAAGUAUUAAACUUACAGUAACUUAAGUAACAGUAGCUUCAUUUUGGCAUUCAUCUGGUAUUUUAAAUUAAAUAUAUGUUUUUUAGCAGUCUAAGUUGUAAGUAAACAUUAUUUCAAAUGAUAAAUAGUUGAAUUUUUGUCAUUCUAAAUAAGCUCCACCAAACUUGCUUAAUUAAUCUACUUUUGAAUUUUCAAG